Molecule: messenger RNA, 715 nt
Organism: Lactuca virosa
Lineage: Eukaryota; Viridiplantae; Streptophyta; Magnoliopsida; Asterales; Asteraceae
Source: the annotation of a GenBank genome assembly
CACGUCUUCACCUGCUCACUGACGAGUUUGCCUCCUUGACCCUCCUCAUCGACGAUCUGAAUCUCCUCCCUCCCAUAUCUUCACUUGCUCACUUCAUCAGUGAUGGAACCCCAAAAUAACCUCUUUGUGACCUAAAUACCGUUGCAAGCCUGGGACUCACGAUGCCGUCAAGCAAUGUCCGUCGACCACCAUUGUCGAGUGAUUUCCUGUCCGCCUCUCUCUAUUUCAUCGGUGUACUCCGCCUCUCUCUAUUUCACCUCAAACAUCGAUGUUUCAGGUUUUGGGGAUGGCCUGAGAUAUGGCGAAUUUGGAGUAAAUGUAAUAAAUUUUUAGGUCGAAUUCUGCAAAUUAGAAUUCGACGAUGGUGGAUGAAGCAAAUACAGCUGAAUCAGAAAUAUGGUGGAUGAUAAUAUGUUUUAUAGGUUGGCAAAUUUGGGUUUUGUGUUUGGGAAUUAGAAAUCGAGAAAGGGUUGUAUAUGAAUCGGGAAUUGGAACCACGGUGGAGCUACAUAUGGUAUCUGAUUUAUGUUUUGUUGGUUUUUCUAGCAAGAACUCAUGUUUGAUAUCUAAAUAGGAGCCUGUAGGUGCUUGCUGGAAUGAUUAUAAGAUGUAGAAGCAAAAACUUUCGAUCUCGAUCUCAAAAUAAUUUAGAUUUUCAUGUUGAUGCGAAUGAAUGAAAAACAUAAAUUUUUUAUUUCAACUUUUUCGAAGAUGG